Alternaria alternata is the source of this 1429-nucleotide messenger RNA. RefSeq lists its product as hypothetical. The record is from RefSeq and is a predicted model, not a curated record. The transcript is spliced from 5 exons. Lineage: Eukaryota; Fungi; Ascomycota; Dothideomycetes; Pleosporales; Pleosporaceae. Bases 249 to 1340 code for a protein of 363 amino acids.
GCUCUUGCAUGGAUUUGCAUGUCGCAAGCUCGUUAAUGUCGGGAACUGCUGGUAGGGCCUCCAUUUACAAACUUUAUGUGACCUACCGACGCUUGUGUAUACUGAAGGCGGGUAAGUUCUGACACAGACGAGCCGCUGGAAUGUCUCAUAUCCUUUAAACAGGCCGUGGCCUCGAAGAGUCGCAGGUGUGUUGCAUUGCAUCAAUGUUCUUGCUUUUUUUGUUUGAUUGAUACCCGAUCCACACCACAAUGGGGCAGGUAACCCAAGACAUUUGCGUAGGAGUUUCUACAGCUCUAACGAUACUUUCAAUUAUAUGUGUCGCUCUCCGACUCUACACCCGUACCUUCAUCGUGCAACAUACAGGCAAAGAUGAUUAUGCCAUGGUAUUCGCGCUCCUGUUCACGGUCGCCUAUCUUGUCGCCAUUUUCAUUUUGCGCGAUAACGGUAUGGGCUUCAGUGGUGAGGUUCUGCAGCUCCAGCAGAUGUUGAACCAAAUUCAAGCGACACUUGCGAUAGAGAUAGUCUACUAUCUCAUCAUCAAUGCUAUCAAAAUCUCGAUUUUGUUCUUCUACUUACGCAUCGCCGUCGAGAAAAGAUUCGAGUACCUUUGCAAAGGCACAAUCUACUUCCUAGUCACCUUCGGUGUCGUCUGCGUAAUUGUAUGUCUGGCACAGUGUGUUCCACUACAUAAGAUGUGGGACUUGGCCGGGCAGGUUUCAGGCCGAUGUAUCAACACGACAGCGUUCUUCUACACAACGAGCGCUGUAAAUAUCAUUGCUGAUAUCUGGAUUCUGCUUCUUCCUAUAACUACACUGCUCAAAGUCCAGCGCCCGAGACGAGAGAAAUUCGCCCUUGUGAUCAUCUUCAGCCUCGGUGCAUUCAGUUGCAUUGCAUCGAUCGUGCGCCUGUACUCAGUUGGCGUUUACACGGAAUCUGAGGAUCCUUUCUUCGACAGCGUUCCCAUCAACGUAUGGAGCAUGGUCGAAAUUAACGUGGGCAUCCUCUGUGCCUCUAUUCCCGCCACCAAAGCCCUCUUCAGCAAAGCGCAGAGACAUCGUACGCAUAAUGGCUCGUAUCAGUACCAUAGUCGUGAACGCAGCAUCAUGAAAAGCUAUGGCCAUGGUAGCGGGAAAAGCAAUAGCAACAACGGACAGGAGGGAACCGCUGGAGGCCCCACCGGGGCCGUUAUCCAGAAUGAGUCGUAUGAGCUGAAGGAUGUGGAAAGUGGGGAUCACCAACCGUUUGACGCGAGAAAGCAAAAUGGUGGCGGUGGGGCAUGGCGCGUUCCUGACUCGGAUGUGGACGAACAGCGUCUUGUAUGGCCAGAAAGCAGAGUUUAAAGUUUGAGAUCGCAAGCCACAAAUCGUCCUGUCCUAGCCCCACUAUUACGUGCUGCUCCUUCUGUGCCAUACAUGACAUGUUGUAGGGC